ACUCGUGCCCUCAUUCCCAUAGCUCUAGCAGAGCGUGUCACCAGCCUCAGAGCAGCAGGAGCAACUUAUCAUCACCACAGACACACACAAAUCUGCAGAUCUUUAGAGAGUGCAUCAUUGUCUAUCGUCAUCAUUACCCAGAAGGCACCAUCGGGCCAGAACCCCAAGUACCCCGGAGCAGCAGGAUAAGGACUUUCUCCCUCAUCCCCGGGAAACGAGAGCAAGAACUCUGCUCUCAUACACUCUCAUCUGUUAUAUAGAGACCGAAGUGGGACAGGCUGUCAGAGGGAGCAGAAGUGUAGACUGUGAGGAACCAUGGGGGACUGGAGUCUCCUUGGAAACUUCCUGGAAAAGGUGCAGGAGCACUCCACCUCAGUGGGGAAGGUGUGGCUCACCAUCCUUUUCAUUUUCCGCAUCCUGGUCCUGGGUACAGCAGCCGAGUCAUCUUGGGGUGAUGAGCAGUCUGACUUCAUGUGCGACACCCAGCAGCCCGGUUGCACCAACGUCUGUUAUGACCGUGCCUUCCCCAUUGCCCACAUCCGUUAUUGGGUGCUGCAGAUCAUCUUUGUCUCCACACCUUCACUUAUCUACAUGGGCCAUGCCAUGCAUACUGUGCGUGUGGAGGAGAAACGCCGGCGGAAAGAACAGGAAGAGCAUGAGGCAGAUGAUGGAGGAGCAGAAACAGGAAGGGGUGAGAAGGAAUACCUGGAGCAAGAAAAAGCUGAUGAAACACCAGCCAAGAUUCGUCUGAAAGGUGCUCUGCUGCACACUUAUGUAUUGAGCAUCCUGUUACGCUUGGUCAUGGAAGUGACCUUCAUUGUGAUCCAGUAUAUGAUGUAUGGUAUCUUUUUGGAGGCGUUGUACCACUGCAAUACUUUACCAUGUCCCAACCCGGUCAACUGCUACAUGUCACGUCCUACAGAGAAGAACGUCUUCAUUGUUUUCAUGCUGGUGGUGGCAGCCGUGUCCCUAUUCCUCAGUGUUUUGGAGCUUUAUCACCUCGGUUGGAAGCAGUGCAAGAGCUGCUUCCAUAAGCAUGUUGAGAAACAUGCCACUAACAGCAAGACCGAAACCAACAGCAAAAGCGGAAAAGCUGUUUCUGCAACCAUGCCGCCUAACUUUCCAAACAGCUCCCAGUUGCAUCCUGCCAACAACUGCACCCCACCUCCAGAUUUUAAUCAGUGCUUAGCAUCAGGAAGAGGAUCACCAUCACCUGGACAUGUUCAUCACCAUGUUCAUUCCAUCCACUCUGGCUACCAACCAUUCACUAACCACUUGGCCCACCAGCAGAACUCGGUCAACCUGGCCACUGAGCAGCACUGCCGGCACAACCAUGAUGACCUGGGAGGAGGGGAGGAUUUCUUGAGAAUGAGCUAUGAUCAUCGACCAGCCAUUGUAUCUUGUGGAAACAUCCCUGCUGAAGUGCUACCCAGUGCUCCUUCCACACCAAUGUCCAAUGGUAGCUUAUUCAGAGACAAACGUAGCUUCAGUAAGACAAGCGGGUCCAGUAGCAGCAAAACACGGCCUGACCUAGCAGUGUGAUUCAGGUGUAACCAGAUCCAGAUUCUGUGUAUAUGUACACUACAUGGACAAAAGUAUGUGGACACCUGAUGAUCACACCCAUAUGUGGACCUUUUCCACACUAUUGACAGUGUAACUGUCAGGUGUCCAUGUAGAACUUUUGCACCUAUGUUGUGUACGUGUGUACAUUCUAAAUAUUUCUGGGCUAAAAUAACCCAAUUUGGGACUGGAUGCAAUAUGGACUAACCAAACAAGGUGAUUUUAAUGCUACAGAAAAUAAGGUUUAAUUCAUCCUGCAAUGCUGAUCUAAAAUCACCUAAUUUUGCUUAAACAUUGAAACCAGAUUUCUGGGACAUUUUAUAACAGUUUUAGUUAAUAUUAUUUCAAUUAAAUAUGAUUUUCAGAUGAAAAAUAUUAUCCAUGGACAUUUAGAAAUCCUGAGCGAUGGACAUCAAAUCAUCUACAAAUGAAAAGGUCCAAGUAAAUUAGAAAUGAUGAUGUCUGUGAACAAAAGCUUACAUUUCUUACAGCUGCAAGCGGUUUGUUUUACUACAAAAUUCUUCUGGUUGCUGCUCUCAAUGAGUGCAAUUGAAAAUUCUAAUGAAUAUUCACACAUUGUGCUCCUCAUCCUCAAAAUACUAGAGCUAGAUUGCCCAUCAACCAAUUCUUAACCCAAAUGCAGAAAACCCAGCAUUUUAGAUGUUUUAUUCAAUAUGUGCUGAGAUUCUUUGUUAGUACUAGCAAUGAGUUAAGAUUUUUAGUUUAGUUAGGAGUUUUUUUUAUAUAGGGGUUCCUGAAAAAGACCAUUAGAUGUAGUCAGUAAUGAGAAAGAUAGAGAAAAGAGAGAGAAUCUGUAUCAGAGCACCUUAUUUGGUUUCACUGAAACUGCUGUAUAGUAUUAGAAGUGGGAAUAUGGGAGUAUGUCAAGUUCUGAAAGUGAACUAUAUAAGGGAAGGAUUUGUAAUUUGCACAUGGGUGAAAUACCACUCAGACUAUUCACAAAGCCAUUUUAAAAUACAAUAGAUACUUUUUUUUCCCCAGAAUACAUCACUGUCUCUGGAAAUGUUAACCAAGAGAAUAACUGCAUCAUCAUUCGAAGCAGAUUAAACCAAAAUCACUUUUACACUAAACAUAAGUUAAGCAAUGUGUGAACUUAACCAAAGAGCUCCAUCCAUAUACGCCAAAACCACACUUCAAUCAGGUCAAGACUGUGAAAAAGGACCUCAACCCCUUGUGUAUGGGUGUCAAAUAUGUACAUAGAGGAAUUGAGUGUUGUGUUACUGUGAAUCUCAAAGAGACACACCAUUAAAAACGCACUUUUCAAGGGGAUGACGUUUACCUAGUUCGGGUAAACAGUACGUUAGCGGUGGGAAUGUCAUGCAGACGGUGUGUGUAGCAUGAUAAACCUGGGCAAGCUGACAGGUGCAACAAGCAACUUAGACCAAAUCAAGGACACAUGCUUGGUCACAGGUUUUUGUUCCUUCAACUCCCAAAUCCAUUAGUUACCUAGAAUAUUUGUGCCUUAACUGAACAGAUCAUUUAACAUUUAAUCAUCUAGUGCACAUAUUAGAUAUUAGAUUAGAAGUUGCAGAAUUGAGCCUCAUGCAUGAAACGAGUUUUAUAGACGGAAAACUGUGUGACAGUUUCUUUGUGACAGUUAAAGAUAGAAAAUAAUUACAUGCUUGGCAGUCUGACAAAUAGUUAAUUUCAAUUCAUUUUAAUUAAAAAUUAAUCCUGGAAGCGUUAUAUCCAAGGGCCAAUUGAAAAAGGCUACAGUUUCUCUCUGCAUUUAGUUUAUUAGAAAGGAAUGCUAUCGGAAACCAGGGUUUAAGAUCAUUUUAAAGACAUUUAGUGCAUGUGUAGAAGGCUAAAUUUAUAUAUACACAAAUGCAAUUGUGUGUAGAAAAUGAGAGGAUUUCUACAGCCUUAUGUAAACCCAGAUUGGGAAUGACCAUGUACUAUGCCACAGUGAACACUUUUGCGGUGAAAUCCAGAAAAUAACAUGUUCUUGUUAUUUUUUUUAUGUUAAUUCAUCUGAAACAUGGUGUGAGUGGCUGUUUAUUGGUGUCUUAUUUACAGAAAUCCAUAUCUUUGUUACUUUGCUUUUCAGAUGACACAAUAUUUCAAAUUAUUUAGUCAUUCAUCACACAUCUACAUCUUACUGUGACCUUCUACUUUCUUUAAAUAAAAAGCCUAUUUAAAUAAAGGUUGUGUUUAGAUCUACAAUAACACAAAUCAUCUGGAUGUCAAGAUCAUCUUUGUCAUGUGGAUUUGUUUUUACAGAAAGGUGCCAAUUGACCUAAAUAAUAUUACAAAUAUCUAAAUUCCUUGUAAGCACAGCAGACCGAAAACACAGUAAAAUUAGGAGAUAUGAUUAAAGUACAAAUUUAUGAUGUAAUUUAACCACAAAUCCUAGCAACCUGAAUCCGCUUACAUUCUUCGUGCUUGUAUUUACAUAUUUUUCUUUAUACCACAAUGCUGUUGAAUUUAUUUCUGACUGAGACACUGUUGAUUAAAUUUAAUGCAAAUGCAACUGACAGGUUUACAUUAAUGCACUUGCUCUAGUACAUUACCAUUUUUAUAGUAACAGGAAACAAAGACUUGUAUUAUUUAAAUGAUUACAUUUUUUCCAACAUGAGAAAGUAUCAGGGGUUUUUUUUCUUAAUAACUUAGAUAUAGAAUAAAUAGAAAUAAAUAGAAAAUGAAAACAGAGAGUCUGGUGAAUAAAUGACCAUUCAUGGCUGUUAACUAACCUGUACUAACCUGUUUUUUUACAGUCACAGGAUUAGAUUAACUAUAAACGGCCAGCAAGUACGAUGUGUCGUUCUUAAAUAAAUAAAUUGUAAUCAAUAGCAUACACCUGUGAUAUAAGAGAAAGAAACCAUUCAAAGGGACUGUAGAAGAAUAUAAUUAACCCAUCACGCCAUCCCAUUUUAUUAUUAUUGCCACAUUCAUGUAGGACAUCCUUGUCUCAUUUUCAUAUAGCAAAGUUCAUCUUAAGAUAUUGUUCAAUUAUUCACAUGAUUCCCAUCAAAUGCACUUAGAGCAUUCGCCUCUAUUGCUUUUGAUCAUAAUAGACUUCAUUAUUAUUUUAAGUGGCCAAAUUAAAAAGCCGGUGAGGAGAUACAGAGUGCAAUUAUUUUUUUCAAGAGGAUUUCAAAAUCC
This is a messenger RNA of Hemibagrus wyckioides, 4686 nucleotides long. It is a transcript of the gene gja5a, whose product is annotated as gap junction protein, alpha 5a. The record is from RefSeq and is a predicted model, not a curated record. Lineage: Eukaryota; Metazoa; Chordata; Actinopteri; Siluriformes; Bagridae. Gene Ontology annotation, cellular component: connexin complex. Gene Ontology annotation, biological process: cell communication. Bases 316 to 1542 code for a protein of 408 amino acids. The transcript has 2 exons.